Molecule: messenger RNA, 765 nt
Organism: Auanema sp. JU1783
Lineage: Eukaryota; Metazoa; Nematoda; Chromadorea; Rhabditida; Rhabditidae
Source: the annotation of a GenBank genome assembly
AUGUUUGAUUUUUUGAAGGAUGACAACUUUCUUCAGCUUACUUGUCAUGUGAACUCGUUUUCACGUCAGAAAUUGACAUCUUCUGUUUUCGCCGAAUUGAUGCAGAACUUCUAUGAUUUAGGAUGGAUGAGAGGGUCUGGAGGAGCUAUGGGUUGCUUACAAGAAGAAUUGUUGUUCAUAUCUCCAUCUGCAUUACAAAAAGAAAGAAUAAUUAGCGAUGAUCUGUUGAUAUAUGACGUAGAGAAGAAGACAGCAGUACAAUUGCCUAAGGACACUCAACCGUCGUCAUGUGCUCCUCUGUUCAGUCUUAUAAUGAAUGCAACUGGAUGUUCUACUGUUAUUCAUACUCACAGCUCUUCUGCUAACUUGAUAACUCAACUUCUUGGUAAUUCAUGUUUCUAUGAAAUUUCUCAUCAAGAGUACUUAAAAGGAGUUUGGAAUCCUUUCACUGGUAAAACACUUGCGAACACAGAUACGCUAUCUAUUCCAAUUAUUGAUAACAAACCCAGUGAAAUUGAAUUGAUUAAUGAUCUCUCCAGUAUUCUCUCAGAACCAAUUUGUUCUUGCGCAGUUCUCGUCAGGAAUCACGGACUCUUUGUUUGGGGUCCAACCUGGGAGCAAACGAAAAUAACAACUGAGUGUAUUGAGUAUCUCUUGGAACUAUCGAUCCAGAUGAAGCGAUUCGGAAUUUCUUUGGUGAAAACUGAGAACAAUGACGACAAGUGUCAUCAACAACCCAACUAUCAAUCAACAUUCCUCACAUGA